Funneliformis caledonium is the source of this 1722-nucleotide messenger RNA. Lineage: Eukaryota; Fungi; Glomeromycota; Glomeromycetes; Glomerales; Glomeraceae. The record is from the annotation of a GenBank genome assembly.
AUGUCUUUACAAACUGCAAAAACUUCACAUCCUAAAAGAUUUCUCAAGAAUUCUUCAAAAAUUCUAAUUGGAUCCACAAAUCAACAAAAUUCGAAUGAAACAUCCAUACCAAUUCAGAUUAACGCGAUUGUUGAUAUGAAAUUUAUAUUUGGUGAACAAUACGCAAAAGUAUCAUUUGAAGUAGAUCAAUCAUUACAACCGCAAUGGGAGCCUGUGAAAAAUAUACAAGGUGUAGAAGGAUUGAUACUCAAAUUUCAACAACUGAGAGAAGAAGAAGAACGUGCAGGACGUGAAGAGCGUUUAAAAGAGUUGAAAAAACGGCCAAAUUUAUAUUUGCAUAAAGAUUAUAAAGCAACCACCAAUGUCUCCGAUCAGGUUUCUAACAAUACGAUUAAUGUUUACAGCUCAAAAUUAAAAACCGUGACAUUUGCUCAAAAUCCCAAUUCUGUGCAAGUGCAAAUCCCAAUACCAAAAAUUCCAAUUGAAAAUGUGAAUAAUUCUAGCUUGAUAAAAACUGGCUUUACACAUAAACCUAUCCUUAAAAGUGCUUUGCGAAUUUCAAAAGUUGCUGAAAAUCAAAACAGACCUUGGCAAUGGAACGGUAUCUUAUUUAAGGGAAAAAUGAGGGAUUUUGUAGCAAAAGUAAUUGUUAAGCCGGUUAAAGAAGGAUCUAAUUACAAAAUUAUUUUGGAUACGUUGGGGUUAAAUAAUGCUAUCUGCAUUACUAAUGCCAUAUCGUUAUCAUAUGCUUUAUAUUUAGUAGGAAAAAAUAGAAAAGAGUUGAGUGAUAUUUUUUUAAUGGAAUGUGAAAGCGGAAAUUUGAAAGAAGAACAGAUCAUUAUGAAGUUGCACAAUUUGGUCACGUUUAUUCGAUUGGAAAAUGAUUAUAAUGGAAUAUAUUUUUUUGUAUUUGCCGAUUAUCGAUGGCUUUGUGAGAACCUUAGUUUCGAUCAAGAGACUACAGAACCUAUACUUCUCGUAGCCAAAAAUGUGAAAAUCAAGCAAAGAUAUUUGAUUGUUCAACAACCUACGGUUCAAUUGCUUGAUUAUGAAACAAACCGUAAUGCAAAUUAUUAUAAAGCAAAGACGGAAUUAAUUGCUAAUGGUUAUAACGAUUUCAUAACAAAAUUAUGUGAACAAAAACCGAACUUUACGGUAUACGCGAAUCUUAAAUUUGGUGAGACAGAAAGUAUAAUUAAUGUGAUGAGAGCAUUCGGAGCAAAUUAUCUUCCGAAUUAUUAUUGCGAUAAUAUGGACUUGGUUUUGGUUCAUGUAUUAAUGCUGGAUCAGAUCAAUUUCAUGCCAAACUUGAUAAAACUAAAACGUCAACAACAAUGUAAAUUCUUUGUAUAUGGUUGGGAUUUCAUGCGACAAGAUUCUAUCAAAUUCGAAGAACACUUUAUUUCAGGAGGUUUUUUAUCAGUUACGAUAAAAACUUUACUUGAAGAAGGAAAUGGCUUGCAAAGAAUUUUGGAUAUUAUUGAAUAUCAAAAGGAAAAAGGCGUAAAUUGGAAAAUUCUGUUAGAUCCUGAAAUAAAAUAUCAUAAUUAUAAUUUUGAUGCUUUAAUCAAUCCCAACCUAAAUGACGAGUAUAGUGAAAUUGAAGAAGUUGAUUAUUUUGAUAUACUUUUAUGGAGAAAGGAUACUACUAAUCAAUUACAAAGACAUUGUAUACUCAUCGCAAAUGAAGAAGAAACUUUUUCUCGUCCGAAAAUUCCUGGU